Camelina sativa (false flax) is the source of this 800-nucleotide messenger RNA. RefSeq lists its product as uncharacterized. Gene Ontology annotation, molecular function: fatty acyl-CoA hydrolase activity. NCBI's taxonomy places the organism in Eukaryota, Viridiplantae, Streptophyta, Magnoliopsida, Brassicales, Brassicaceae. The record is from RefSeq and is a predicted model, not a curated record.
GAAAAAAAUAAUAAUCAAUUUGGAAAAAUCAGAUAAAAGGUUAAAAAAAAAAUGAAGUGGGAAAAAUUCCGAGAAACUGGGACCGGAACCACCGACACGACGAUGCCGACUCCUCCGGUGUCAUCGGAGGCGACGACGGCAUCCAAAGAGAUCGAUCCAAAUAGUGUAUUGAUGGUUGCUGAUUUCUUCAAAGCAAUCGCCCCUGACUCAUCUGUCAACGAUUUCACCGAAUCCGACUUUUUCUCAAUCUUAUUUCAAAGCAACACCAAAGCUCUCUCCAUCUCACGCGGCCGUGUCUCUUGCUCCGUCAUUGUCACACCUUCCUUAUCCAAUUUCUUUAAUGGGUUACAUGGAGGAGCAGUGGCAUCAAUUGCAGAGAGAGUAGCUAUGGCUUGUGUGAAAACUGUUGUCUCUAAAGAUAAACAUCUCUUCCUUGGUGAAUUGAGUACGUCUUAUCUCUCUUCUGCUCCUAUCUCGUCUGAAUUGGUUGUGGAGGCAUCGGUGGUGAGGACUGGGAGGAAUCUGUCGGUGGUGACUGUUGAGUUCAAGAUCAAGGAGACCAUGAAAGUCACUUAUCUAUCUCGUGCUACUUUAUACCAUUCUCCCAUCUCUAAGCUUUAAGCUUUUUGAAUUGCUCAGAGAUCUUCUUCUUAUAAGCUCUAUGUUGAUUGUUUAUGUUCUCUAUUCAAUAAAAUAAAGAUUCUGUAUACAGAGUUUAGCCUUGGGAUAUAUGUAAUAAGCAUUACUACUUGUCAUAUGUAGUCACUUUAUACAACACUAAGAAGAAACUUGCACCCGCA